CUUUGCGCGUCCCAAAGUUGAGCUGCCAUACAAUACACUCUCUCAACUUUUAUAUCUUUGAUAAUAAAAGACAGCAACAACAAUGGCACUUGCACGACUUGGAUACCACUUUUCAUUGCCCUCAUUAACGACACAAGCACCUCGAUUGGGUGCACUUGCAGCAACUGCAGGCACAUUUAAAACCCCCAUUUGGCUCGAACCAUUCCUUUGGGCUGCUCCGAAAAAGAAGACCUCACACUCGAAAAAGCGAAUGCGCGCGUCCAACAAGGGCCUGGAGAACAAAGAAAAUGUCACCCAAUGUCCAGCAUGCGGAAACAGCAAAUUGAUGCAUCAUUUAUGUAGCCAUUGCUAUGGUGAAAUCAAGCAUGCACACAAAGUUGCCCAUUAGAGGUGAAUCCCACACACAUGCACAGUGUAAUAACUCUUUUUAAAACCAACUUACAAUUCUCUACACACACAACACACACACACACAAAAGAUUAUGUAAAUAUAUAUAUACACGACAUCUCCUAAAACUACACAACAACAUCAUAUUUCUACGCACGCAAUAUUACCAGUUUGGGAAUAAAAAAAAAGAGUGGAAUUACAAACAUG
Molecule: messenger RNA, 594 nt
Organism: Zychaea mexicana
Lineage: Eukaryota; Fungi; Mucoromycota; Mucoromycetes; Mucorales; Lichtheimiaceae
Exons: 1
Coding region: 83-388 (101 amino acids)
Biological process (GO): translation
Cellular component (GO): mitochondrial large ribosomal subunit
Molecular function (GO): structural constituent of ribosome
Source: RefSeq, a predicted model, not a curated record